AAAACGAGACCACAUUUUCCUGUGUGAAAUGCUACGAAAUUCGACGUCCAUACUGUUUCAAACCACACACCUUGCACGCACAAUACACACCACCGCCGCGUGCAAUGAAAUUCGCAAGCUGGCACGACUCCGUGUAGUGGACAACAGUGAAAUCGGCAAGCGUGCCAUGGCCGAGGGUAAACCGCCUAAGUGCAUCCAUGUUUACAAUAAACAAAGUGUCGGCAUGAUCGGCGACAAGGUGCUGGUCGCGAUCAAGGGACAGAAAAAGAAGGGAAUUCUCGUGGGAUGCAAACAGUUCCAGAAGCCGAAGAUUCCCAAGUUCGACAGCAACAACUUGGUGCUGAUCGAUGAUAAUGGGACACCGCUGGGGACGCGCAUUCACGUACCGAUUCCGACGAUCCUGCGCACGAUCUUGAAGGAGAAAACGCAAGCGAAAGGAGCGGACUACACGAAGCUGCUCGGUAUAGCAAGUAGAUUUGUUUAAUAAACCGAAGUGAAAGUG
Messenger RNA from Anopheles maculipalpis, 502 nucleotides. It is a transcript of the gene mRpL14, whose product is annotated as 39S ribosomal protein L14, mitochondrial. The transcript has a single exon. NCBI's taxonomy places the organism in Eukaryota, Metazoa, Arthropoda, Insecta, Diptera, Culicidae. Gene Ontology annotation, molecular function: structural constituent of ribosome. The record is from RefSeq and is a predicted model, not a curated record. Gene Ontology annotation, cellular component: ribosome; mitochondrion. Gene Ontology annotation, biological process: translation. The coding region runs from base 29 to 484 and encodes 151 amino acids.